Messenger RNA from Oncorhynchus gorbuscha (pink salmon), 10481 nucleotides. Its product is annotated as membrane-associated guanylate kinase, WW and PDZ domain-containing protein 2-like. The record is from RefSeq and is a predicted model, not a curated record. The transcript has 21 exons. Gene Ontology annotation, molecular function: signaling receptor complex adaptor activity; SMAD binding; type II activin receptor binding. Lineage: Eukaryota; Metazoa; Chordata; Actinopteri; Salmoniformes; Salmonidae. Gene Ontology annotation, cellular component: dendrite; cytoplasm. Gene Ontology annotation, biological process: signal transduction; receptor clustering. Bases 6621 to 10115 code for a protein of 1164 amino acids.
ACUAUUUAAAAUGACAUAAAACAACAUGACUGUCAUGGCAGCCUGAAGUGAUUAUUUUUCAAAAUAGUACAGCUCCUUAACAGGUCUAACAAUUGCAUAACUAGUUUAUGAACAAAAUAAUUAUUUAAAUAUGUAGGCAUUUGGGGAACCUUGAUACACAGUCAAGUUAGUUCAGACAGUAUGACCGGAAAAGAUAGAUGUGUGGCAGAAGAGGUGGGACAGUGAGCCCAAGGGACGGCAUUUAUCCUCACUAGGGUAGGGGGCACUAUUUUCACCUCUGGAUGAAAGGUGUGCCCAAAGUAAACUGCCUGUUUCUCAGGCCCAGAAGCUAGGAUAUGCAUAUAAUUGGUAGAGUUGGAUAGAAAACUAAAGUUUAAAAUAAAGAAAUCUAAAGUUUAAAAUAAUGUCUGUGAGUAUAACAGAACUGAUAUGGCAGACCAAAACUCGGGAUAAAUCCAUCCAGGAAGUGGUAUUUAUUUAUGUUUGUAGUUUUAUAUUGAAUGCCUAUACAGUACCCCAUGACUUAGGACUCAAAUUGCACAUCCUAUGGCUUCCACUAGAUGUCAACAGUCUUUAGAAAUUGUUUCAGGCUUGUAUUCUGAAAAAUGAGGGAGUAAGACCACUUUGAGUGAGUGGACCCUGGGAAGUUGCCAGACCUGUUUCCUGAGCAUGACCGAGAGCGUGCCUUUAUAUUGACAACGCUAUUGUCCGGUUGAAGUAUUAUCGAUUAUUUAGGCUGAAAACAACCAGACGAUUGAUUAUACACAUCGUUUGACAUGUUUCUACAAACUUUACGGAUACUAUUUGGAUUUUUCGUCUGCCUGUUGUAACUGUCUUUGAGCCAUUGGAUUUCUGAACAAAACGCGCCAACAAAACUUAGGUUUUUGGAUAUAAAGAGGGACUUUAUCGAUCAUCAAAGGUAAAUGAUACAUUUUAUUACUAUUUCUGACUUGUGACUAAUCUUCUUGGCUGGUAUGUAAUGUUUUGUGUGCUGGGCGCUGUCCCCUGCUAUGCUUUCGCCGUAAAGCCUUUUUGAAAUCUGACACAGCGGCUGGAUUAACAAGAAGUUAAGCUUUAUUUUGAUGUAUAACAAAUAUAUUUUGAAGAAUGUUAAAUAUUUGAAUUGAGUGUUUUUGAAUUUCGCUCCCUGCAAUUUCACUGGAUGUUGGCCAGGUGGGACACUACCGUCCCAGGUACCCAUAAGAAGUUAUAUGCUCUCCAAAUAAAGGUCGGUGGACAAAAAUUCAAAGGUCAGAUUAAAGGAAGAGGUGGUGUUUACUCGGUUGCACCUAGGAGAUUGUACUUUGAACUCAUCAUUACAUCUGGUUGGAAAGCUUGUCAACGAUGCGUGUAUGCCUGGAGUGUAUGGUUGAUGAAACAGUGUAGCAUGUGUUGAUGUAUUGAUAUAUUGUUGUAAGUACUGGUAUGUGGAAGAGAGGGAAAGAUCGAUGUGUGCAGUGGUUUGUCCUUUAAAAGUUGCAGCGCACUGCAGCACAGCUUGCGUGGUGCCACAUAAUUCUAUGGCACAUUAUUUAAGUGCCAACGACUGGUACUAUUAAUGCUCGUUUGACAACCAGAGGGCAUCUUUGAGAAUCAUUUGAUAGCCUUUAAUAGUGGCUGUAAGAUAUUUUAAAAAAUUGUACGAACAUAGUGUAUGGGACUGAUUUUAAGAAAUGUUGCUUAAUUAAUUUGAUUAAUAUUAUGGUGUUUCUACUCCAAGAAAAAUUAGUUGGGUUUCCGUUAGGAUGGAAUGGAAAAUAUGGUGCUGUACAACUUGAAGGUCGUGAGUGGGCUACAGUGCUGGACUAUUUAGCUAAAUAAUCCCCAUAUCAUGUGGGCAUGCGGGAGACUGGGGUUCAAUACCCCGCCGGGGAGGAAGGAGUAGACUGUCCUUGUAAUUAUGAAUUUGUUCUUAACUGAUUCCAUAUGUUUUAUUUCAUAGUUGAGAUGUAAAUCACUAUUAUUCCACAAUCUAGAAAAUAGUAAAAAUAAAGAAAAACCCUGGAAUCAGUAGGUGUGUCCUAACGUUUGAGGUCAUCAAGAUGUUUUGGCUAGAGAAAUUGACGAUACUACAAUGCAACAAAUGCAUUUAUCAUCUCUGCAAGAUUUUCCCGUUGUCGUGGAGCUUGGUGGAAGUGCAACUAAAAUGUAGUUUAAAUAACCAUCUAGAUUUUGAUGCUAUUUUUUUCUAGUGAUUUUAUUAAUGAAGGCAUCUAGAGGUUUAUGAAGAAAUUCUUGUACCUCUAUUUUGAGUUUGAAAUGUAACACUUCAGAGUACAUUGUAGGUAGAGGAAUGUUCACACCUACAAUUGCCGGGCUAUAAAGAGUCUAUUGUCCUGAUAAUCGGGCAACAAGUGUUUGAAAAGCUUUUUUCAAAAUGCCACAAGCUGUCCAUCACUACUGUAAAAAAAACACAGCAUCUUAUUUAUAUUGCAUUUACAUUCUUUACCACAAUGUCACAAAUAAUUUGUAUCUACCUUUCCAAUUACUUUUAGAGUUUGGGAUUAAUUUGAUUAAUUGGUAUUGGUGUUUAUAUUCCAAGAAAUACCAAAAAAACCUCUGUGUUUCCAUGAGGAUGGAACUAAAAAUAUGGCGCUGUACAACAUGAUGAUCGGAAGUAGGCAACACAGUACUGGGCUAUUUAGCGAAAGAAUCCCUGUAUCAUCAGCAGGCAACGCGGGAGACCUUGGUUCCUUGUAGGCUUCUUAACGAACUUACCUAGUUAAAUAAAGGUUACACUAAGAGCAUAACAUUUCUACACCAUCAUUUUAGUCUAACCAAUACCCAAACAUAGAUUCAGUCGAAAUAAAAAUCUCAUUGAUUUAUCAAGACCAGUCCCCAUACUUGUCUCAGAGCAGCAGGAAACAGUGCUAAAAUAUUUGUAGGCUAAAGCUUCAAAUCCUAUUGCUUCUAACUUCAAUAUGCUCUUUAAAUAAAUAAGACCUACACCACUUUUAACAGAACAUUACUCAACACUAGUGAGUCUCAUGUGGCCUACGGUAGGCCAACAGUAUAUAAAAAAAUAUGACGUGACUCUCCGCCAAUAAUUACAUAUAGAGGAUUGGAGGAUUCUAAAUAAAAUAUAAAAGCUGCCUCUUGGGUCUCCCGGUGGCUGCCAGCACGGGUAACUGUAGCAACGCAUUUAGCAUUGCAUUGCAAUGCGGUGACUUAGACAGCUGCGCAACUGUGGAGGCCCCAUCCACAAAGUAUCAAAAUACAGACGGACUAUUAUAAUACUGUACAUGGUGUCCAAGUCAUGAUAACCAAAACAACUAUUUAUUAAAGACUAUCAGAAAGAAUGUUGGUACUUGAGCCAAAGCCAUGAAUGAGGUAGUCCCUCAGCUUUAUGUAGGUGCUGGCUAUACGACUGUGCCAUCAACUUGAUAAUAUAUAACUAUAUUGGAGGUUAUUUAAAAAAAAAUGUUUUUACGAAAGUUAAUGUAAUCUGAAUAAAGGCCAAAAUAAUAUUGGUAUAGGCCAAAACAUUUAUUUCUGUUUUUAGAGGGAGAGAAACGCUGGGCCAAUUGUAUGUCGCCUAUGGGACUCCCAAUCAUGGUCGGAUGUAAUACAUAAUAAUAAUAAUGAUAAUACUUGACUUAGAAAUACAUUUGACAAUAUAAUUCUCCACCUACCAUCUAGGCAAGUCUAUUGUCCAGCUACCUGCUAGAACAGCGGGAACGUUUCCCUAGUCAGCGCCAUUAUUAGUGGAAUGCCCCUUAAAGUGUUGCUCUGUGCUACCCAGUGUGGCGGGGUGGUGGUCCAAGUUUGCUGGGUCUGUCAUGGCCAGUUCGUACUAUAAUGACACAAGGCGAAACCCAGAUGCAGACACAGGAGGCAGAUGGUUGGAGUUUUACAAUAUUUAUUAAUCCAAUAGGGGAAGGCAAGAGAAUGGUCGUGGACAGGCAAAAGGGUCAAAACCAGGUCAGAGUCCAAAAAGUACCAAAGGGAAGGCAGAAUCUAGGUCAGGCCAGGCAGGAUGAUCAGGCAGGCGGGAAAGAAGUCCAGAGUCAGGCAGCGGUCAAAACCGGGAGGACUAUUAAAAAGAGAAUAGCAAAAGGAACCCAGGAAAAACACUCUGGUUGACUUGACUAACAUACACAGAGAGACAGGAAACACAGGGAUAAAUACACUGGUGAAAACAUGCGACACCUGGAGGGGGUGGAGACAAUAACGAGGACAGGUGAAACUGAUCAGGGUGUGACGAGUAGAGAAUUAUGUCAAGAUUCAAAAAUUACUGCGCACUCACAAAUACGCCACGUCCCCACAUGGAUGACUUUUCUCCCUCUCACACCAAAACCUAUUUGCUCUCACAACUGCUUACUAUACUUUUAUAACAAGGGGGAAAUUCUAGCCAAUGAACAUAGCCUGUAGCCGUCUACUGAAACUCGAUUGGUCAGGUUUUUAGACCAAACACUGUUUGACAGCUCUCUAACCGGAUUUUUGCCCAUAGAGAUGAAAGGGAACGGUGAAAGGUGAGUGAUCACUGACAAUAAUAAAGAGGUAAGUUCAACAGUUUUUCAGUAGAGAAACUAGAUAACCAACUAACUAGAUAAUCAACUAUGAUUUCAAUAUUGAAAUUAUAGUAAGUAGUUAUUCUGUUAUUAAAGCAAGCUAUUGAUAUGGAAAGGUAGCCGAACAUCAAUUAGGUAGGAUGCUAACUAGCUAACUUUAGUUAGCUAACUAACAUUAUAGAAAAUUAAUUAGCUAGCUAAUGUUACACCUUGUGGUUUAAGCAAACCCGAGGUGGUUUCAUUUUCUAAGAGCGUUGUACCUAAGUUGAGAGGGGAUUUUAUUAGAGGAGGAGGACUUGGAAGACCAGCAUGAAUGGGUGGCAGACGAGGGGGGCAAGGUUGAGAUCAGACAGGGAAGACCCUCAUUGGGGAAGAGGUCAGUGAUUGAAGUGGAGGGGGUUCCAAGAGAGGUCAGGCUCUGAACCAAAUAAUAGCCAGUAUAGUAAACUGCUUACAGCAUACAUUGAGGUACAAUCUGAUUGACAGCAUGGCCAAUGUCUUCAAACCUAGGAUCAUAUCGGGGGCUGAAGUGAAUUUGCAAUUUCCAACUUGUUGUUUAAUGAUUAUGGCCGAUGAGCACUGAUAAGUUUUAUCUAUAAUCUCUUUAUAUGACAAGGGUUGAAAAGAAUUUGCCAGUAGAUUGCCGACUUCAUGCAUGAAGACGAUUGCUUGUCUAGCUUGCUAGCUAAGAUUUUGAAAGUAAAAUGUUGACAUGAUCAGUCCAAUCAAAGCGACGGUAGAUAUUUUAUCUAUGGCCAAUGAUGGGUACUUCUAAUAUAAGUCUAUGGCAUGAAUUUUCAAGCUCUACCCAUAGAUUUAGCGGUGAUGUAGUGUCCCCAUGAGUGACAGAACACUGAGCCAACUAGAGAAUAUUACCAACCCCUUAAUAUAUAUUUUUUACAUUGUUUGCAAACUGAUAUGUGACAUGUAUUAAUGCCAAAAUAACAUGCAAAACAGGUGGGGCUCAAAACUUGGGAGGCUCUGCCCCAUCUGCCCUGAAUGACGCAUUGCCACUGCUAAUAUAUGGUGGUGAAGUUCUCUGCUCAGCUGACAGAAACAGGAGAUACAGGAGUCCAUUCUGUUCCAAGUAGGGUACCUUGGCUCUCCUCUAUGUACAGCACUCUGGGGACUUUCUGCAGGUAACCAUGACAUCCACCAAUCGCCCAUGUAACUCAAUCAUUAGUGGUACUGAGAGUUUCUCUAAUUUCUUUGACGCUGUAUGAAGGCAUUGUGCAUAAGAUAAUUGUCACGUAGAGAGGAUGAUGACCAGCUGUUAUCUAUUGGUUAGAAAGAUUGCUCUAUACUGAAUGUAUGAGAUAGUCAUUGCUAAACAAUAUGAUUAGUGUAGGUAAGAGAUGAAGUGAAAAUGUAUAGGAUGGAUAGCUCUCUAUUACGAGGUGGGUUGGGCAUGAAAUGACAGCAGGCAUGCUGACUGACAAGUGCCGUGAAUUGGUACAGGGCAAUUCCACAGUAGGAGAGUGAAGCUAAGACUCAGAUUGUUCACUUUAAAAUGUAUGUCAAACAAACGUAGAAGUUGUUUGGUUUGUUCCACUUUGAAAUCAUUGGUUUUUGUUUGACAUACAUUUUAAAGUGAAAAAUCUGAGUGUCAGCAUCCCUCUUUUACUGCAGUAUUGUCCUACAGCUCAGCUCAGUCCUGUUACACAUCGUGCAUUUUGAAUUAUUUGGCUAAUUGCCUCUUUUGAUAUAGCCUUAAAAUAAACAGUCUUAAAAUAAACUGUUUUCUUGAAUGAAACAUUAAGAUCUUAAAACAUUUAAACUCCAAUUGAACUUUGUGACAUCUUAUUGUCCUCUCUCUCACUACAUUUGUUCUCAGGAGAACAGCGAGGCAGAGGACACCAAGUUUGGACCAAUUAUGCUAACAACCCGCUUUAAGAACAUGGAGAUUUUCACUGGUUCUGAGGGAGGUGACUUGGCCACAAACUGUACCUGGGACACCUUCCAUCGCUACCACUGUCUGAAAAACUGCCGCAGGGUGUUCAAGACAUCUGCUGCAACUUCAUCUUUAGUGUGUCAGCUCUGCUGCACCUGGGAGCUACAGAGUCAAGCGAGCAUGAGGACAAGAGCACGGAUGUGUCUGAGGAGGUGUCUAUGAUGGAUGUCCUCACCCUUCCCCCUCCCUUCACUGAGCCCCCCACAGAGGGAGAGGAGUCCCCCGAGCGGGAAGCCCCCAAAUCGCCCCCCAAACUCCCCAAAGGAGAUGAGGAGGAACUGGGACCCCUACCCGACAACUGGGAGAUGGCCUACACUGAGAAAGAAGAGGUCUACUUCAUAGAUCACAACACUAAAACCACGUCAUGGCUGGAUCCUCGGCUGGCAAAGAAGGCCAAACCACCCGAGGAGUGCAAAGAGGAUGAGUCACGGCUGAAAGACGACAUUAAUAACAUACAGCAUGCGCUCUAUCGGCAGGACAGAACAGCAGCCUCUGAACUGCCGUAUGGCUGGGAGAAGAUCGAUGACCCUAUCUAUGGCAGUUACUACGUAGACCACAUCAACAGAAGGACUCAGUUUGAGAACCCUGUCCUGGAGGCCAAGAGACGACUGGAGCAGCAGCAGGAGAUGCAGAACCAGGGACUGUCAGCUCUGCCUUUACCUACUAUAUACAGAGAGAAGCCCCCAUUCACGAGGGACCCCACCCAGCUGAAGGGCUCCUUUCUGUCCACGGCUCUCCAGAAGAGCAACAUGGGCUUUGGCUUCACCAUCAUUGGAGGGGAUGAACCGGAUGAGUUCCUGCAGGUCAAGAGUAUCAUACCCGAGGGCCCCGCUGCACAGAACCAGAAGAUGGACACAGGUGAUGUCAUCGUCUACAUCAAUGACAUCUGCUGCCUGGGCACCACUCACGCCGAUGUGGUCAAACUCUUCCAAUCUGUUCUCAUUGGACAAAGCAUCACCCUGGUCCUCUGCCGGGGUUACCCCCUACCUUUUGACCCCGAGGACCCCAGCGGGGCAUCCGCCGGAAACUCCCUGACCCCCAUUGGCAUGGAACACCACCCCAUGGUGGUGAACGGGCGUAGCAGCUACAACCAUUACCUGGAGUACCUCUCCCUGAGCUCUCAGCUCCCUUCGCAGGCUCUAACCCAGCCAGGGGCACCCCACCCUGGGGACACCCACCUGGAUGGGUCCUCAUUACCUCUCACCAACCCUGGGUCCGCUCCGGCCGUGACGCCGCGCGACGACAAUGUCUCCAUGGUGUCGUCAGGGGCGACGGGGAUCACCGGGGGCGUGAUCCAGGGGGAGGAGCUUCUGACGGUGACUAUGGUGAAGAGGGCAGAGGGGUUCGGGUUCACCAUCGCCGAUAGCCCCACGGGGCAGCGGGUCAAACAGGUGUUGGAGCCGGCUGUGCAGGACGGAGUGUGUCUGAAUGAAGGAGACUUGAUCCUGGAGGUGAACCAGCAGGGUGUGGCGGGGGCAAGACACGGCCGUGUGGUGGAGCUGCUCAAAGAGUGUCCUGUCGGAGCCGAGGCCACACUACUCAUACAGAGAGGAGGAGGGGAAGGUCACCUUUCUCCAUGGAAGACCUCCAAACAGAUACCAGAGCAGUGGGACCCCCAUGGAAGUCCCCAGACUUGCUUGUCAGCCCCAGUGCUUCCCCCGGGCACACCCUUCUCUACCCAGCCACAGCAUCACACCUCGGUCCCCGACUCCACGGAGGGCUUCGACCUCAACAAACCCGACCCAUAUGACCUCUAUGAGAAGUCCAGGGCCAUCUACGAGAGUAGACGUCCAGAGUACCAGGAGGUGGAAGUUCACCUGUUGAGGGAGAAGACUGGGUUUGGCUUCCGCAUCCUGGGGGGAGACGAGGCCGUGCAGGCUGUGAGUCCGGACGCCCGCGACAAGAUUGUUAUUGGGGCGAUCAUAGAGAACACUCCUGCAGAGCGCGAUGGACGUCUUCGACCUGGGGACGAGCUCAUCUCCGUGGAUAAAAUGGUGGUUGCUGGGAAACCACACAGAUACGUGAUCGACCUGAUGCACGCCGCUGCACACAAUGGUCAGGUCAGCCUGAAGGUCCGGAGGAGAGUCCACUUCUUCAGUGAGGUGUUAGGGGUGAACGGCCGUAGCCCUGGCUACGUGUCCACGCAGCACAAUUCCCCGCGCAGCGACACCGCAUCAGCUUCCUCUCCCAUAACCCCCGGCAAUGUCCCACCACCAUCCACCACCUCCCCUCCGGAGGGCACCGUCCCCCUGCAUACCAGUGAUGUCAUCAUCCACCGCAAAGAGAACGAGGGCUUCGGCUUUGUCAUCAUCAGCUCGCUGAACCGACCGGAGAACACAGCUGUCAUCACUGUGCCCCACAAGAUUGGGCGUAUCAUCGAGGGCAGCCCAGCGGAUCGCUUUGGCUGCCUGAAGGUUGGCGACCGGAUCCUGGCUGUCAACGGGCAGUCCAUCAUCAGCAUGCCCCACGCUGACAUCGUCAAGCUCAUCAAAGACGCCGGACUCAUCGUCACCCUGCAAAUCAUACCGGAGGAAGAUCCCCACUCGAGGCCCAGCUCAGAAAAGCAGAGCCCCAUGACCCAGAAACACAGCCCCCAGGCCCAGCCCAGCCCCAUAGUCAACCAGCCCAGCCAAGGAGCAUCCCAGCCGGGUCAUGCACCAGCCCAGCCGGGACAGACAACCACCACCCAGGAAGGCCCAGCACCACCAGCUCUGCCCGGCCAAACACCAGACCAGCCAGGCCAAGAACCAGCAGCAGCCACGCAGCCUACCCCAGGAGCGGCUGCCCAGCCCAGCCCGGCAGGCACCCAGCAGAGCUCGGUCGCCCAACCACCCGGCCACCCUCCCCCGCUCUACCUCCACGACGGCAGGUCAGAGGUGAAAGCCAGGCAGGACGUGAAACCGGAUAUCCGUCAGCCUCCGUUCACCGACUACCGGCAGCCCCCCGUCGACUACCGGCACCCUCCGGUGGCUGAUUACCGGCAGCCGCCCACACUGGAUUAUCGUCACCCUCCUCCCCUCAUCGACUACAGACAACACUCGACAACACUCGCUGCACAGUUCCCUCUAGCACAGUUUCCACCUGACUUCAGACCACAGGACUUUGACUACUUCACGGUAGAGCUGGAGAAGAGUGUGAAGGGUUUUGGCUUCAGUAUCCGUGGGGGACGGGAGUACAAGAUGGAUCUGUUUGUGCUGCGGCUUGCAGAGGAUGGGCCAGCCAUCCACAAUGGCAGAAUGAGGGUGGGGGAUCAAAUCAUUGAGAUAAAUGGCGACAGUACCCGGGACAUGACUCAUGCCCGGGCCAUUGAGUUGAUCAAGGCGGGGUGCAGGCGGGUGAGACUGUUGCUAAAGAGAGGCACGGGACAAGUGCCUGAGUAUGUAGACGGUGCCUCCCCCUGGGAUACCCUUCCUCCAGCCCUCUCUGCCCUGCAGGAAGUGACCCUUGACCCCCAGCAGCCGCCCACCUCAUCUCUCUCAUCCCAUUCAGCCUCCACCCUAGACUCCCCCCACCAGCUCUCUCUAGAGGCCUCACUGCGUACGGCAGCCCAGGCUCCAGACCUCAGCUCCAUGAGAGGGGCUACAGGUGGCAGUUCUCAAACCAAGUGCAUAGUCUGGGAGCAGGAAACCCCACAUGGGCCUGGGCCUGGGUAGGUGGAGGGGGGACCCCAAGAGCCCCAGCCUACGCUGCGGCCCCCCAAAGCUCUCAGAGGGAACUCCGCGGUGAGGAUGGAGAGCAGCAGCACCGGCACCCCUGGUGGGGAUUGCACACACACCCACGCAGGCUCCGCACAAUGCCGCAUGGCCCUGGGACUCUUCCUACCUGAGUGCGAGUCUGAACGGAGGCGGUGGAGAUUGGUUUACUGGUAUACACUGGGCCAGACCACUUCUGACCAGGUUGGACUGGCUGGCUCUUCAUAGGCUCCCAAAUCCAACCCACCACUCACACCAUCAGAUGCAAGAUGGAUCUCUCUCUCUCUCUUUCUCUCGCUCUACCUCUCUCUCUCUCUAUCGCUCUAC